Messenger RNA from Schistocerca piceifrons (Central American locust), 2236 nucleotides. RefSeq names its product short-chain dehydrogenase/reductase family 16C member 6-like. NCBI's taxonomy places the organism in Eukaryota, Metazoa, Arthropoda, Insecta, Orthoptera, Acrididae. The transcript has 6 exons. The record is from RefSeq and is a predicted model, not a curated record. Gene Ontology annotation, cellular component: lipid droplet. Gene Ontology annotation, molecular function: oxidoreductase activity, acting on the CH-OH group of donors, NAD or NADP as acceptor. Bases 413 to 1339 code for a protein of 308 amino acids.
UAUCGAUUACGUAGACCAAGCAACAGUGGAAUACGCUGUUAUUUGUCAACACUAGCGAUAAAAGGCGCUCUGAUUAAACUGUGUCAUACUGUGGUUUGUUUAACUGCUUGAGAAAGCACAUGCAAGCUUUAUUGUAAGUCGUGUUCUCCGAUAGAAUGUUUUCUAGUUUACUAAAGCGCCAGUAUCUUUGUUGUCACGGAGUGAGAAGCAUAAGAACAAUUAGGACACCGCGUCGUAGACCUACUUUCAUUACAAUGAACAGUUGCUAGCGCACGGGAAAGCGGGUCGUGUGGCAUCAGUUUCUGUAGCGUUAAUAACUCAGGGAGGGACUGGUUGCAGUAUAAGGUGUACAUUGCGCUAAUGCGGUUUAUUUUACUUAUAAGUGCCUCUAACGUUCAGUGAGCAUCAAAAUAUGCUGCUAUUUGUAUAUUCUCUUGCGGUGCUGUGGUGGGAUUUAGCGCGUGUCGUUGUCGCCUGUUCGUUUGCAGUGAUUGAAAUGAUGUAUCGCACAAUUAUACCUGUCAAGGAGAAGCCUGUGUUGGGGCAGAUCAUCUUGGUCGUAGGUACAGGUCGUGGAGUUGGUCGUGAAAUUGCACUGCAACUAACAUCCCUAGGAGCUGUUGUCAUUUGUGUUGAUAUUAACGAGAAGAUGAAUUUAGCUACAGUAUCAGCCGCAAACAAAUAUAGCACCACUGGAAGAGCAUUUAGCUGUAUUUGCGACGUCUCGGACAGGGAACAGGUUCUGAAAAUGGCAAGUGAAAUAAAGAAAAACAUUGGCCGUGUAACAGGUAUAAUACAUUGCUGUGCUCUUCCAAGUCCUCAGUCUUAUAUUUAUAGAACUGAACAGGAAGUCAGGAGAACGGUUGAUGUCUGUGUAAUGUCAUAUUUUUGGCUUCUAGAAGCAUUUCUGCAAGAGAUGGUAGAGAAGAAUGAUGGACACAUUGUUGCACUGUCAUCUGUAACUGGCCUUGCUGGUGUUAAGCAGCAUAUAUCGAUGAGUGCAUCCCAGUAUGCUGUGCAGGGUUUAAUGGAAUCACUUUCAGAGGAGCUCCGUACAGCAAAAAUGUCAAACAAUGUCUAUAUGACACUGGUUCACAUAUAUCCAUUCAUUGUCAGCAGGGAGCAGGCAAAGGACAUCAGGCUAAGAAUACCUAGCUAUUUUGGAACAAUUUAUCCCAAAGAUGCAGCAAGGCAAAUAAUUUCAGGAAUGAGAAGGAAUUACCCAGAAGUCAGUAUUCCAGGUUAUCUGUUGUACAUUAGCAGAAUACUAAGGAUUCUUCCACACAAAGCAUCAGUAAUGUUAAGAGAGCUUCUGGACACUGGAGUCGAUUUUGCCUAGUUUUUCAGUAUUGUAAAACUGCCAUUUUAGAAUGGGUCGAUUCAAGAUACAUGACAAGCAAUAUUUUUUACAAAAUGAAAUGGGUUUUAUUUUUAAGACUGUUACAAUUUUAAAAUGCACAAAUUUUGAACAUCAAUGCACCUAGUAUUAAUUCUGCAACUUUAUUGCAUGUCAGUGGAAACUGCUCAGUUUUUCUUGCUAAGUUCCUUGCAGUAUCUUGACUUUGCUUAACAAAGGUACUAAAAUGAAAGUACCAUAACCUUUUGUGAAACUUAAAGUGUAUCAGUAAUUUGCUACAUAAUGUAAAGUUAUAGCUAUUUAUUUUUUUAACUGUAAAGGAUUUGCUGCUCUGGAGUGACCCAAUUGCCAUUCUUCCAUUUGAAAUAAUUGUACUACUCAGGUACUCUUGUUCAAAGAGUUACAACCACAUUGCAGUUCCUUUAAACUUUUGACACAUGUAUUUUUUUUCCUUGUUAAGUAUUGUUAUUUGAAAAAUAUUACACAGUAUUUUUUGUAAUUUUAUCUAGUGUAACAGAUUUAUAUGACACUAUUUUAAGAAGGUGUACUGUAUGUGAUUACAGAUGUACUCUUUUUGACUCCAAAAGAAUAUAAAUGAGUGUCAAAGGGCUGUAGAUCAUACUGUUUGUGCAAAGAAAUGACUACAUUGACAAUAUUUUACUUAGUUUGAAUUUUAAUUCUGUACUUAGAAUAACAACCUGAAAAAUUGACUUCUUAUGUAUGCUUGAAUAUUUUGUACUUUUAAAAACUACUAUGAUUAAUUCCCUUCUUUUUAUUCAAGUUAUGGUUAAUUUAAUCACAGCCAAUGAUAAUCUCAAAUUCUAUUUAAUAAAGGAAAAAAAAUACAAAGCACAGUAGAGGCACUUGAAAUGAAACCAU